This is a messenger RNA of Paecilomyces variotii, 1080 nucleotides long. RefSeq names its product kinase-like domain-containing protein. Bases 96 to 992 code for a protein of 298 amino acids. The record is from RefSeq and is a predicted model, not a curated record. The transcript is spliced from 2 exons. NCBI's taxonomy places the organism in Eukaryota, Fungi, Ascomycota, Eurotiomycetes, Eurotiales, Thermoascaceae.
CUCCUAUUUUGCCUUUAGGCUUUACCCAUCUCUUGUAGCCUUUAAUAAAUACAACAACAACAACAACAUGAAAAUUUCCUCGAGAAGCAACAAUAAUGGCAGAAGUUGACAAGCCCACCAAAUAUAAUGUUCGAGAAUAUGUCUGCCAUAUAUUAUCCUCGCCUAUCGACGUUCGUUUUGCCCCUUCAAUGAGAGACCAAGCCCGACCUAUCGUUACUUGUGAAGAAAUUCGGAAUGGGAGAGACCUGUGCCCCCACAGGGUUAGUGGUCGUAAAAUCCUGGAGAUUAGCGGGUCUAUGAUUUUGAAAAUGGGGUAUGGGGUUUCAAUGGGAGAAGCGGAAGCGAUGUGCCUUGUCCCGAAAGUUUUGAAUGCUUAUAUGAUUGAAGAUAUUGGGUUUAUUUUAAUGGAGAGGAUGCCAGGUAUUCCUCUCGAAGAAUGCUGGGAUCGUCUGUCUAUCGCUGCUCGAAAAUCUAUCGUGCAGCAGCUCAAAGAUUACGUACAGCAAUGGCGCAGAAUUGAAGGUACUUUCUUUGGGUCUGUGGAUGGCGGCCCUUGUGAAGAUGUCAUAUUCAAGCAUCCCUGGGGAACCAAGCCCUAUCGAUACGGCCCGUUCCAAACCAGGAAAGAGUUCAAUGCAGGCAUUAUUCUUGCUCUCCAGAGAUCAAGACCAAAUGAUCGACUGAUUGGUAAAAGAGAUUGUAUCCUAGCGGAUAGGAUCCUUUCCUCUGGGGAAAAUGGCCAAGAUGAGAGGAAGACUUUCACCCAUGGUGACUUGCAUCCCACCAACAUCAUCAUCGACGAUGAUAAGAUAACUGGUAUUAUUGACUGGGGUGCAUCGGGGUACAGUGUCGCUUCAAGGGAACACUUUGGAUUGAAAUGGGCAACUGAUGAGCCAUCAUGGAGAGAGCUUUCAUCUUCGAUUCUCGCCUCAGAUGAGUAUGAGUUCUGGGCGGAAGUAAAUAACUCCAUGACAGACUACACGGGAAUCUGACUAAGUACAUACAUAACCCAGUACUUCCAACAAGCAUCCCAGAAAGAAAACGCGAUGAGGGCGCAACAUGGUAAUGACUCAGUAGGAA